Poecilia latipinna (sailfin molly) is the source of this 1913-nucleotide messenger RNA. RefSeq names its product leucine rich repeat containing 18b (gene lrrc18b). Lineage: Eukaryota; Metazoa; Chordata; Actinopteri; Cyprinodontiformes; Poeciliidae. Bases 208 to 888 code for a protein of 226 amino acids. The transcript has 3 exons. Gene Ontology annotation, molecular function: protein binding. Gene Ontology annotation, cellular component: cytoplasm. The record is from RefSeq and is a predicted model, not a curated record.
AGUCAGGGCUCUAAAGUCCGUCCACAUCAAACAAAAGUUGCUAGGGAACGGAUAAAAACAAACGGUCUGUGUGGCCAAGUGAGAAAUGCGUUGACACUCCAACAGCUUGGAUUCAGACUCUUUCUUGUGGCUGUUUUUAACAAGAACAAUUCUUUCAUGGUCUGUGAUGCCGUCAGUCCAAAGAUCCAGCCUCAUUAAUCCUGCAGUAUGGCCAAGAAGAAGAAAGGCGGUAAAAAGCCCAAGCCGCUUACUCUGAAAGCGGUUCAGAAAUGCGUGGACCUGACGCUGGACGGCAGACGGAGGCUGGACCUCAGCUACAAAGGCCUCACCACGGUGCCUGCUUGUGUCCAAAGGGUGAUGGACAUUGGUGAACUGAAUCUGAGCAGGAACCUGCUGAAGAAGCUCCCACCUUUCAUAGAACACUUCGACAACGCCACGGUGUUGGAUCUGCACAGCAACUAUCUAGAUGAAAUCCCUCAAACCAUCAAAAGCCUUACGGGUCUGACAGUCUUGAACCUGUGCAACAACCGUCUGACGAGCCUCCCUAUCGAGAUCGGCAAGCUGAGCAAUCUCCACAUCCUGAACCUGGGACUCAAUCUGCUGAAAGCCCUGCCCAACUCCAUCGGCCACCUGAAGGAGCUGCGCUACCUUGGGCUGUCCUACAACCACUUCGUCGUUGUGCCCACCUGCAUCGGCAAGCUGAAGAAGCUGGAAAAGGUCAACCUGGAAGGGAACCCCAUCAAGUACCCGGAGGUGCCUGGAGUCAAGAAGUGGUCGAAAUCGGACCGUUUCCACGUGGUCAAGGAGAGCCUUCUGUGUCGGAAUUGCCUGGAGACUUUUCAAAUCGAAAGGGAGAAGUUGAACUGCACGGACGGCUACGACAUCUAGCCGCCCGACAGGGUGGGGGAAAGGAGUUGGUUGACUUUUAAAAUGCAAUCACGCAACUCACAAUGAAGUGAGUGAGAGCAUUAUUUAUCCUCGAUCCAUUUUUACAGUGGAUACAUGUAAUGCUGGUUGGGUGAGAGUUGCUUUGGGUUUUUGUUAAAGCACAUCUAAUAUGAAUUAAUAUACACCAAUUUAAUAAACUAUUUGGUUUUUAUGCCAACACGAAUAAAAAUGAUUUUCAGAAAUAAUCAAAUAUUGGAAGAAUAUUUAAUUGAAAAUUUAAGGAUUUAAAAAAAAAUAGUAAUAUUAUACACUAACAUUUAAGCUGGUAUAAAAUGUAAGGAUGAACCGACGUGAAACUUUGGGCCAAUAUCCGAAAUUAGAUAUUUACUGACAUAUAUAUUUUAAUACCUUUUCGAGACCUUGGGGGGCUGGGGGGAAACGACUUCAGCACUUUUUCUCUGCUUCAGGUAAACUUCCCACAAUACCUUGCUGCAUCAGCAAAGGAUGACCAAUCUGUUCUUACAUUUCUUUAGAUUUUUUGGAAUCUUUUUAGCCAACUUUAGGAUGCAUUUUCUGCAUUCUACAUCUGUGGUAGUAAUCUGCAGAGAAAAUUGCAUAUCUACUUAGGGCCACAUUACUUUGGACAGAUCUUUUUGUUCUGUAAGACUUUCCAAACACCAGUGGAUCACCGUGUUCAUGGAGGCUCGACUGUGUAUGUCAUAAUGCUCAAAGCCUCACAUCUGAGAUUAAAGAACAUUUUCUAAGGCUCAAAAGACUUAAAGACAUAAGCGCUUUAAAUGUUACGCUGCAUGUUUAAUGAAGCUAGAUAUAUAAGCUUAACUUUUUUAAAUAAAAGUUUUUUUUUUUAAAUAGGUUUUCUGUAAUAUUUUAAAUCAAAUAUUUGAUAUUUAAAACGCAGCACAGCAUGUUUCGAUAGUUGUAAUCCACUAGAGGGCAGCAAAGGCUGCAGACGCUUUUGGUUACUACCACCUUAUUAGAUUAUUUGCAAUAAAAAUCCAAUCACA